Messenger RNA from Penicillium maclennaniae, 1968 nucleotides. RefSeq lists its product as uncharacterized. The record is from RefSeq and is a predicted model, not a curated record. Bases 1 to 1968 code for a protein of 655 amino acids. The transcript is spliced from 3 exons. Gene Ontology annotation, molecular function: long-chain fatty acid-CoA ligase activity; long-chain fatty acid transmembrane transporter activity. Lineage: Eukaryota; Fungi; Ascomycota; Eurotiomycetes; Eurotiales; Aspergillaceae.
AUGCCACUACCAUUGACUAAUAUUCCUUUAAAGGUCGGGCUUCCAGCUGUCGCGGCAGCAGCGGCCUACCUAAACGCGCGAUGGUCCGUCUUCUACGAUGUCGGCCUCAUCAAAUCCCUCGUCAAGAUGUCCCUCCGCUCCCGAGCCGCCGAACGUCAUGAUCGCUUAAAUCUCUUCUACGUCCUCGAAGACUUUGCUCUGUCUCCCGCGACCGCUGACCAGGAAUUUAUUGUGUACAAUGGUCGCUCAUGGACCUUUCACCAGACCUAUACCAUGGCUCUCCGUUACGGAGCAUGGUUCAAGAACGUCCAUAGUGUUGGUCGGAAGGAUAUUGUGGCUAUCGACUUCAUGAACUCGGCAACUUUUCUCUUCCUGACGCUCGGCUUAUGGAGCAUUGGUGCUGUUCCUGCGUACAUUAAUUAUAAUCUGGCGGGCAAGCCUCUCGCACAUUCUGUGCGGACAUCGACUGCGAAACUGCUCAUUGUGGACGAAGAGAUUCGCAACUGCUUCCCUCCCGAACAACUGAAGACAUUUGCUUCUCCGGACUUCCGCAAUGGCAAGGGCUCUGUCAAUGUCUUGUUCUUUACUCCAGAUAUAGAAGCCCAGAUUCUUCAAAUGGAUCCCGUGAGAGAGGACGAUGCGGUUCGCGGCAGUCUCCUCCCGCGCGAUAUGGCUAUCUUGAUCUACACAAGUGGUACGACUGGUCUGCCGAAACCCGCAAUCGUGAGCUGGAAGAAGUGCUGGAGUGGUGGUUUAUUCAUCGGGAACUGGCUGGAUAUUCUUCACUCGGACCGCUUCUUCACGUGCAUGCCUCUUUACCACUCAUCUGCAUCUGUCCUGGGAUUCGUGACAUGCUUGCUGAACGGGGCAACCAUGAUCGUGGGUCGUAAAUUCUCUGCACGAAAUUUCAUGAAGGAGGCGCGUGACAAUGAUGCAACGAUCAUUCAGUAUGUGGGUGAAACCCUUCGAUACAUCCUGGGCGUGUCGCCCGAGAUCGAUCCUGUCACUGGGGAGAACCUGGACAAGAAGCACAAGAUCCGAAUUGCGUUUGGAAACGGACUCCGCCCAGAUAUCUGGAACCGCUUCAAAGACCGUUUCGACAUCACCACCAUUGCCGAGUUCUAUGCUGCCACCGAGGGAACCUCAGGCCAAUGGAACAAGUCGUCAAAUGACUUCUCUGCAGGUGCAAUUGGCCGCAAUGGAGCACUCGGCAAUCUCAUCAUUGGACGUGGAACUGCGAUUGUCGAUGUUGAUCAUGAAACACAGGAGCCGUGGCGGGAUCCGGCAACUGGCCUUUGCAAGAAGGUUCCUCGAGGUGAUCCCGGUGAGCUCUUGUUUGCCAUCGACGCCUCGGACCCCAGUGCCAAUUUUCAAGGUUACUUCCAGAACGACAAGGCGACGGAGAGUAAGAUCGUGCGCGACGUUCUCAAGAAGGGCGAUGCCUACUUCCGCACCGGUGACAUGAUCCGCUGGGAUAAGGAUGGUCUCUGGUUCUUCUCGGACCGACUCGGUGACACUUUCCGCUGGAAGAGUGAAAAUGUGUCUACCAGUGAGGUCGCCGAGGUUCUUGGUGCCCAUCCCGAAGUGCACGAAGCGAAUGUUUAUGGAGUGGCUCUGCCCAAUCACGAUGGCCGCGCUGGAUGCGCAGCUAUUGUAUUCAAUCAGCAAAUUUCCAGUGGCGCUUCCUCGGGUUCCGUACUGGAGCCCUCGCAGGCCAUUCUCGACAGUCUCGCGGCGCAUACCCUAAAGAACCUGCCGCGUUUCGCAGCUCCCUUGUUCCUGCGUGUGAUGCCGCAGAUGCAAUCCACUGGUAACAAUAAGCAACAGAAGCAUGUCCUUCGCACUGAAGGCGUGGAUGUCGCACGGGUUUCAAAGCAUGACCGGCUAUACUGGCUUCAGGGCGAUACUUAUGUGCCGUUUGAACAAAAGGAUUGGAACCGCCUGAAUGGCGGCCAGGUCAGACUUUGA